CCCUGCUCCAGGUGCUGUGGCGGGUCCACGUCGCCCGGCGGUCCGCAGCUUCCGCGAGCCCGGGCCGCCCCCAGCGUCCGAGCGCCGGCCCUUCGGCUCCCGCGCGGCCAUGGCGGGGCCGGGCCCGGGCCAGGGGGACCCGGACGAGCAGUACGAUUUCCUGUUCAAGCUGGUGCUGGUGGGCGACGCGAGCGUGGGCAAGACGUGCGUGGUGCAGCGCUUCAAGACCGGCGCCUUCUCCGAGCGCCAGGGCAGCACCAUCGGCGUCGACUUCACCAUGAAGACGCUGGAGGUCCAGGGCAAGCGGGUCAAGCUGCAGAUCUGGGACACAGCUGGCCAGGAGCGAUUCCGCACCAUCACCCAGAGCUACUACCGCAGCGCCAACGGGGCCAUCCUCGCGUACGACAUCACCAAGAGGAGCUCCUUCCUGUCGGUGCCACACUGGAUCGAGGACGUGAGGAAGUACGCGGGCUCCAACAUUGUGCAGCUGCUGAUCGGGAACAAGUCGGACCUGGGCGCGCUCCGGGAGGUCCCGCUGGCCGAGGCGCAGAGCCUGGCAGAGCGCUACGACAUCCUGUGCGCCAUCGAGACGUCGGCCAAGGACUCGAGCAACGUGGAGGAGGCCUUCGUGCGGGUGGCCACGGAGCUGGUCGUGCGGCACGGCGGCCCCCUGCUCAGCGACAAGGGCACCGACCACAUCCAGCUGGACACCAAGGACGUCGGGGAGAGCUGGGGCUGCGGCUGCUGACCGGGGCGCAGGGCAGGCAGGCGGGGGCCUCCCCUCCUCUCUCUCUCUCUGUCUCUCUCUGUCUCUGUGUCUCUGGCCUGCCAGGCCCCCCCCUCCGGAGCUGGCCCCCCGUGGCGCCAGCAGCUGGAUAAAGCCCUGGAACUCUC
Hyaena hyaena (striped hyena) is the source of this 894-nucleotide messenger RNA. RefSeq names its product RAB43, member RAS oncogene family (gene RAB43). The record is from RefSeq and is a predicted model, not a curated record. Gene Ontology annotation, molecular function: GTPase activity; GTP binding. Gene Ontology annotation, biological process: protein secretion; regulation of exocytosis. Lineage: Eukaryota; Metazoa; Chordata; Mammalia; Carnivora; Hyaenidae. The transcript is spliced from 3 exons. The coding region runs from base 110 to 748 and encodes 212 amino acids.